AUGUGUGCGAAAUCUGAAAACUCAGUAAGAGAUAUAAUAAUAGAUUGUUUAACCCAGCAAUUAAGUGAAUUUGAGCUUUUGAAAUCUAUGUAUUCAAUAGACAGUGAAAUAGUAUUAACUGACAAUACUUCAAUCGACAAUAUGAGGACCUUUUUGAAAAAUGAAUCUGAAUAUACACCAAACCAUUUAGAUUUUAUUAUUAAUAUCUUGGUUAGUGGUAUGAAAUUAGAAAUAUGUAUAAAUUUACCCACAUUGUACCCAAAUGAAGAGCCAGAUAUUUAUGUAAGGUGUAAUAAAUUUAACCGAUAUCAAGAAUCUAAAAUAAAUUCAGAUUUAUCUCAUUAUAUUAAGAGUAAUCAUCUGGGUGAAGUAUGCAUAUAUACAGCAAUAUCCUGGCUGCAAGACAAUACGGAUGCUUAUCAAGAGAAAAAUGAAGACAAUGAUUUUAAUGAAAAAGCUGAUGAACUAAAUUUAAAUGAAAAUAAAUUUUUAAGAAUGUGGAUAUAUUCACAUCAUAUUUAUAACACCAAAAAACGUGAUGAAAUAGUAAAAAAGGCAAAAGAGUUAAAAUUAACAGGGUUUUGUAUGCCUGGCAAACCUGGUAUUGUAUGCAUCGAGGGCAUAGACUCUUCUUGUAAUGAAUGGUGGAAAGACAUUAAAUCAAUGAACUGGAAAAAAAUAACAAUAAAAAAAACAGAACUGUUUGAUAUAGCUGAACAAAAAUUGCAACAGAAAUUUUAUAACUUUGAGGAAUUGUUUUUUAAGCAUUCCUCAAAUAAGAUGAGUAAACAUUGUGAUAUGGGUGAAUUCUCUAAAUUUAUGGAAAAACAUGGGUUGAGUCAAGUAUUCAAAGAUAUCUUUGGUUUUGAUAACCACAACUGA
Molecule: messenger RNA, 882 nt
Organism: Chilo suppressalis (striped riceborer)
Lineage: Eukaryota; Metazoa; Arthropoda; Insecta; Lepidoptera; Crambidae
Source: the annotation of a GenBank genome assembly